Humulus lupulus (European hop) is the source of this 1988-nucleotide messenger RNA. Its product is annotated as xyloglucan 6-xylosyltransferase 2. The transcript has a single exon. The record is from RefSeq and is a predicted model, not a curated record. Gene Ontology annotation, molecular function: UDP-xylosyltransferase activity; xyloglucan 6-xylosyltransferase activity; hexosyltransferase activity. Gene Ontology annotation, cellular component: membrane; endosome; trans-Golgi network. Gene Ontology annotation, biological process: xyloglucan biosynthetic process. NCBI's taxonomy places the organism in Eukaryota, Viridiplantae, Streptophyta, Magnoliopsida, Rosales, Cannabaceae. Bases 245 to 1606 code for a protein of 453 amino acids.
UGAUUUUCCUCUGCAUCAACCUUCUUCAAUUCCUCUCUCCCACCGACUCUGCUCUCUCUCUCUCCCAGAUUCACAUUCUCUCUUUCCUUAACUUAUUAAAUCCACAUUUCCAAAAAUAACCCUAAAUUUUCCCUUAUUUUACGACCUUAGCCCACCCAUCCAUUAGGGUCCAAAGGUCUCAGUUUCAGAUCCUGAGGAAGGAGAAAUACAGUUCGAGUCGCCGGUUCAACUCGGCCGAGUUAGAAUGCUGGUGGAACGGUGUCUGGGAGUUCGCCGGGUCCGUCAGAUCCAGAGGGCCAUCCGCCACGGAAUGGUGUCGUUCCUUUGCUUAUUCCUCACGGUAAUCGUCCUACGUGGCACCAUCGGCGCCGGGAAGUUCGGAACCCCCGAGCAAGACUUUAACGAGAUCCGUGACCAUUUGUACUCGCGCCGCCGUGGCGAGCCUCACCGAGUCCUCGUCGAAGCCCAAAACGACGCCGCUUCGACCGAGUCCAACAGCAACAACUACGCCACUUUUGAUAUCUCUAAGAUACUCAAGGACGAAGGUGAAGAUGAUAAGCCGGAUCCAAAUAAGCCGUACAGCCUCGGACCCAAAAUAUCCGACUGGGACGAACAGCGUGCCGAGUGGUUGAAGGAAAACCCUGGUUUCUCUAACUUUAUCCGACCCAAUAAGCCUCGGGUCCUUCUCGUAACUGGGUCGUCGCCCAAACCGUGUGAAAACCCAGUUGGGGAUCAUUACUUGUUGAAGUCUAUCAAGAACAAAAUUGAUUACUGUAGGCUUCAUGGAAUCGAAAUCUUCUACAAUAUGGCUCUUCUUGAUGCGGAGAUGGCUGGUUUCUGGGCCAAGCUUCCAUUGAUUAGGAAGCUUCUGUUGUCGCAUCCAGAGAUCGAGUUCCUGUGGUGGAUGGAUAGUGAUGCAAUGUUCACCGAUAUGGCUUUUGAGGUUCCAUGGGAGCGUUACAAGGACCACAAUUUUGUGAUGCACGGGUGGAACGAGAUGGUUUACGAUGAUAAGAAUUGGAUUGGGCUUAACACUGGAAGCUUUCUUUUGAGGAAUUGUCAGUGGUCGCUGGACAUUCUCGAUGCUUGGGCUCCUAUGGGUCCGAAGGGGAAAAUCAGAGACGAUGCUGGGAAGAUUCUCACUAGGGAGCUCAAAGGGAGACCGGUUUUCGAAGCUGAUGAUCAGUCCGCCAUGGUUUAUCUUCUGAUGAAACACAGAGAUUUAUGGGGUCAAAAGGUUUAUUUGGAGAAUCAUUAUUAUCUUCAUGGCUAUUGGGGCAUUCUCGUUGAUCGUUAUGAGGAGAUGAUUGAGAACUACCAUCCGGGUCUAGGCGACCACCGGUGGCCAUUGGUGACCCAUUUCGUCGGUUGUAAGCCUUGUGGGAAAUUUGGUGAUUACCCAGUUGAGAGGUGUUUGAGACAAAUGGACAGAGCUUUCAAUUUUGGGGAUAAUCAGAUUUUGCAGAUGUAUGGCUUCACUCACAAGACUCUUGCUAGUAAGAAAGUUAAGAGGGUUAGGAACGAUACUAGUAACCCUCUUGAAGUGAAAGAUGAGCUUGGAUUACUUCACCCUGAAUUCAAAGCGGUCAAGGUAUCAUCAUCAUAAUCACGAUCAUUUUCAUUAUAAUAAUAUAGAUCUUUUAGCUUCAAGUUGAAGUAUAAUGUUGAGAUGGGAAAUUCCAUUAUUAUUGUUUUCUUUUUUGGUUAUAAGUUAUGAUGAUACAUAUGUCAGUUGUACGUUAUCGGUUACUCAAUCCGUUCUAGCACCACCACCAUUGGCUGUUUCUAUUAUCUUUUUUUUUUUUGGGAUCUGUCUUGUAGCUAUUUAAAGUUGAAAUUGUAUUGAUUUUUGAAAGAAAAGCAUAGGAUUCCUUCCUCCAUAAUUACAAAAGGGCUUUUUAUGUUGGUGGUGAUUGAAACUUCCUUGGCCUUGGCCUGUAUAGUGUUUAUAUUGCCUAAUGUGAAUUCUUGACACUGUUAAGGGAUAA